UUAUAGAAAACACAACAAUAAAAAUGGUUUCAAUGCAAGCUCUAACCAUGUUUACACCAUCAAACAUGGUUUCAUGUCCAAACACAGUUAUUUUCCCAAAUCGUCAACCCAAAAACCAUAUUUCGAUUUCUCCACCACCAGCAUGUGUUGCUAAUCAAUGUCUUCUCUUUCGUUCCACGCCUCGCCACCGGUCGUCGAUUUCUGCUCGGCCAUGCUAUCAUAAUCUUUCCGGUGUUAAUUAUUACGAUGUGAAUGGGGUUUCAGAAAUUCAACUUAAAGUACGUGAUUAUGAAUUGGAUCGAUAUGAAGUUGUUAAUAAUGCAGUGUAUUGUAGCUAUUGUCAUCUAGCAAGUUAUGAGUUAGCAAGAAAUAUUGGUCUAGAUGAUAAUGCGAUUCAGAGCACUGGUGGUAUCGCAUUCUCAAAAUUGUCUCUUACGUUUAUCUCACCUCUGAAGAGUGGAGAUGAGUUUGUUGUGAAGUCUAUAGUUUCAGAUGUAUCAGCAGCUCGUUUAUUUGCCGACCAUUUCAUUUUCAAGUUACCAAAUUAUGAGGCAAUCUUGGAAGCGAAUUCAGUAAUCGUGUUACUCGAUAAAAAUAAUCGUCCUGCUCGUAUACCAGCAGCAGUGAAAUCAAAGGUCAAACAAUUUAUAAGCAAUGAAAGUUCGGCAAUGGAUCUUAUUAAAUCUUUUCGGGCCAUUGAAUGUAAUGGCCCGGCUGAAUCCCCAUUACUAUAACAACA
Molecule: messenger RNA, 739 nt
Organism: Amaranthus tricolor (Joseph's coat)
Lineage: Eukaryota; Viridiplantae; Streptophyta; Magnoliopsida; Caryophyllales; Amaranthaceae
Product: acyl-acyl carrier protein thioesterase ATL3, chloroplastic-like
Exons: 5
Coding region: 24-734 (236 amino acids)
Cellular component (GO): chloroplast
Molecular function (GO): fatty acyl-[ACP] hydrolase activity
Source: RefSeq, a predicted model, not a curated record